CCAAAUUUCCGUCCACGUUUUCCUCCUCCACGCCCAUCAUCUGAGAAUUGACAUUUUUGGAAAUGACCUGCGGUGACCUUUCACCCGGUUGAUGGAGGUUAACCGCAUCAACAUGCAGAGCGACAACCGUGACCCGGACAGGCCUGCUCAUCCCGGGAUUUUCCUAACCCGCGAGGCCGGGAAGAGCGACCACCAGCCGGCGGGACGCAGCGUGGACUUCCCGGUGUCUGUGGUUCUUCCUGCCGGCGGCACGGGAGAGAGAACCGGACUACAGACACCCAAACAGUUCUGCUCGUUUCUGGGUCGUCCGCUCAUAAGCUACACUAUCCAGGCUUUCGAGAGGGUGUCGUGGAUCCAGAGCAUCGUGGUCGUCGUUGCCAAAGAAAGCAUGGACCUGAUGAUGGACAUCGCCCAGCGCUUCCAGCACGGGAAGGUUCGAGCGGUGCCAGGCGGCUCGACUCGUCACCGGUCGAUAUGUAACGGAGUCCUGGCUCUGGGCGAGGGGGAGGAGGGGCGGCCGAAGGUGGUCAUCAUCCAUGAUGCCGUGCGGCCUUUUGUGGAGGAGGAUUUUCUGUACAAGAUAGUCAUGGCGGCCAAGGAACAAGGGGCAGCGGGAGCCAUCCGACCUCUCGUUUCCACGGUGAUAGCCACCACAUCAGAGGGCUACCUGGAUCAUUCUUUGGAGCGAGCCAAGUACCGAGCCAGCGAGAUGCCUCAGGGAUUCACCUAUGAUGUCAUCCAUCAGGCCUAUCAGAGGUGCAGUGAGUCAGACUUCGAGUUUGGCACCGAGUGUCUUCAUCUGGCUCUGCAGUACUGUGGCACCAAUGCCAAGCUCAUCCAGGGUCCGCCAACACUGUGGAAGGUAACCUACAAACGGGAUUUGGCUGCUGCAGAGUCCAUUAUCAAAGAGACUCUAUCGAGGUCGGCCUGUGUUGUCACAGGUGGAUCUGCAGAAGCUGUGACGCUGGCCGGUGCUCUCCAGAAGGCUUUUGGAGCUCUCAACAUGGAGCUGGAUCUCAUCCCAGAUCUGAUGGGAGAAAACGCCAAAUAUCUGUUAACGGGGUCGAACUUCAUCCAGGUUUCUGUCAGUCACUCUUGCCUUUCUGAAGUGGAGGCCAUACUGACAGAUUUGGAAGCAGCGAAUCGGGCUCUUCUCCAUCCGCUGGUCGUCAUUUGUGUGUAUUUGAGCGGUUCAGAUGAGCUGUCCGUCAGCGGGAGAGUGGCAGAGCCAGCAACUAUCAUGGACCUGGCCUCAGCAGCAAAGCUCCGAAAUAUCCUCCUCUAUGGCAUCCAGCUUCAUCAGUCAAAGGACGCAGAGCGUUGGGAGAAGUCGGUGUUGAGGGCCGCUGAGAUCACGUCAGCCCUGAUCCGUGAGAGGAGCCCCGCCCUGGUGGGACAGCUUCUGCAGGCGUGAAGGGAAGCAGUACCAACAGAAAAUCCCCUCAGUGACUCAUGAACACAACAGAGAUCAGACAGUCGCUUUAUCAAAUACAGCAAAGUGUGAGGGAAACGCCCACAUUUAAGUACUGGGGACCCCGAAGACUUACCAACUCAAAAAAACAAUCAUCCAAAUAGAAGCAGAAGUUUGGCUCAAGCUCUAGAAGCACUGACUCCUACACAUCCCAUAAUGCAACUCAGUAAUGCUCUCCACCCUUGCCUGGUACAAAUAUACAUCUGUCAAUGUAACUCCAUUUUAAUGCAGACUUUGCUGAAAAUUCAGCUGUGGCAGCAAGAAACCUCAAUUCCACCAAGCAGGCUGGUUAUUUCAGUUAUUCACACGUUAGGACGGUUAUUUCUGCAUUUCCAGUGUCAAAAUUAACUGUUCCACCCCAGCUCAUACGGAUCUAAAACUGAAAGUUGCUGCUAGAAACACAGCAGUCCGUUGACUGGUCGAGAGGGAAUCAACACUACGAUACGAUACAAACCCGCUCUUUUUCAGUAGCAACACUAGGUGGGUUUCCAAUCACAUCUGCUCAAAACUUAGGCAAUAUUUUAGAAAUGUCGAUAGAUUACUAUUGCAAGAUGAUUGUGUUUCCACUGAGUGAUGGUAUGCAACGUCUUCUCUCACGAUAACGCUCCAGUAACCAUGGCGAUGGAUGUUUAAAAUAUUAGCAGGUUUAUUUCGAUUGCAGCCACCGCACUUUGUCAUUAUUUUCAAUCAAAGGCCACAUAGAUGCGUUUAAUGAGCGAUAAUGGAAAGGCGGGGGAGCGGCAACAUGUAAGGGAUUUUUGAGAGCUGAUAGUCCACGAUUUCACAGAGGAAUAUUGGAUUCAAACCAUCUGGAUGAUCCACUCAACUUUCUCAGAGUUAUAUGAUGCCAUAACAGCUCUUACAGCUCCUGCUGCAUCAUGAGGGAGCCAGUUCAUACUGACAAGCACACGGCCAUAGCAUCAUGUGACCUAAAGUGUUUCCAUUGCAGUUUUGUGAAAUACGGCUUUUUUCAAAUCCCUUGAAAUACCACAUCAUGCGAGCAUUUGGACUUUGUUGCGAUAAAUGGCGUAUUUUAUAUUCAAAGCUUAAUUUUGGUUAAUGGAAACAUGCCUACAGACUCUAAACACUCCAGCCUGUUGUUUUUUUUAUCCUGAAAAUACAGCGUAACUCUGUUAUGUGGACAAUCAGCGAGAUUUAGAGGUUCCUCUGUACCGUCUGUGAAGAGGAUGUACAGCGAGAGCUGGAUGGAGGAGUACCAUGUGGUAACAACGCCGCCUGCGUUUAGGAGUACUGUGUGUGGUGGAAACGCAAAACAGAUCUAUGGAUUAGUAACGUUUUUGGUACAGUUCAAAGGGUACAAUACAAAAGUAUUUGGUGGAAAAAUGGCCAAAGUGUAUGUUUUAUGGAUGUCAAAAACGCUUCUAAAAUCACUGUGGGGAUCGCCUGAAAAACACACUCUGACCACACCAACGCAGUGCUCAGGUUUGCGGUGGCGCUAAUGGCGUAGCAUGCUUUUUAAAAAGUAAUAACACUGAUAUACCUACCAGAUAACUUUAUUUACCCCCAUCUAAUCAGUGCAUAUGCAUUUUUCAGAAGUUAACUCUCAAAUGUUCUUGCUUUGGGGACACAGUGAUGCACACUGCAACACACGUACGGAAAAGCAUUAAAAAUUCAACACACGGGCUUUAAGAUGAGACUGUCUUUGAGGAAAUUGUCCAUCCUCUACUCGACUCGAGAAAUAUUGCUUUACGAUCUCAAGAAAGGGGAUAGAUUUGUUUUUCAGGUCGCAGUGCGACGACCUGAACGUCUGCAGGUGACUGACGAGUGUUUUGGGUGUUUUUGAUCACAGUUAAAGUGCUGUAUUGUGUCGUAACCAUUUCUUUUAGCGCUGGAAAAAGCUGCUCAGGACUGGAACUGUAACCAGAUGCUGCUUAUAUUUUUGUACUCCAUCAAAACUGCUUAUAUAGCAUAAUAAUAAAGAUGUUUUUUUCAUAUUCUGCUUU
This is a messenger RNA of Plectropomus leopardus (leopard coralgrouper), 3435 nucleotides long. RefSeq names its product CDP-L-ribitol pyrophosphorylase A (gene crppa). The record is from RefSeq and is a predicted model, not a curated record. Gene Ontology annotation, molecular function: D-ribitol-5-phosphate cytidylyltransferase activity. Gene Ontology annotation, biological process: isoprenoid biosynthetic process; protein O-linked glycosylation via mannose. NCBI's taxonomy places the organism in Eukaryota, Metazoa, Chordata, Actinopteri, Perciformes, Serranidae. Gene Ontology annotation, cellular component: cytosol.